Molecule: messenger RNA, 1503 nt
Organism: Lucilia sericata (common green bottle fly)
Lineage: Eukaryota; Metazoa; Arthropoda; Insecta; Diptera; Calliphoridae
Exons: 6
Coding region: 403-852 (149 amino acids)
Source: RefSeq, a predicted model, not a curated record
ACUAAGCAGAUACAAAUUGUUAAAAUUUAUAAAGAAGCAAGUAAAUAUUUACAUAGUUUUUUGAAUAAUUUAUUGAAAACAGUGUUAAUUAAGUGAAAAUGCUAAAGAAGUGUUUUAGUGUUUUCUCCCAUAAGAAAUUAAGUAGUUUCGGAUUACUGCCGCCACCCACUAUUACUUCGUGCAGGCAAUAAAAUUUACAACAAAGCGAAAUUUAUCAAACUGGAGAAAAUAUUACCGGGAGUAGAAUCAUCACCAGGAGUUUCUGAAGAAUGGGGCUCUGGUUGGAAAGGCACAAAUUUUAUAGUCGAAAUCGAAGAGGCUGCAACGAGUUCUCCUAUAAGUUCAGAUUAUAUCAGCAGCCGAGAAGAUAUUUCCAGCACAGUGACAAUAAAUACAACAAAUAUGAUAACACAAGGUCCAAAAAUUAUUGUACGAACAGAAGAGAUUUUAAUAGUUGGCUUAGUGUUAAUGCUAUGGGUUGGUGCAAUUGUUUUAUUCUUUAACCGUUGGGGUAAAAUACGCAUGUUAGAGCCGUAUCAGCCGAAAUUUCAACAACAACAUCGAGCUUCCUGCCCUUUAUCCGAUAUAGAUCCCAUACCUCAUCAGCGCUCAUCUGUUUCACGAAUGUCAAUGGGUUUUGUUAACAAUGUAAAUAUGCCAUCCUGUCAAUUUUCUGCCUAUAAUCCAACGAUAUACUCAAAAGGUUAUUCAGCACACACUAGACCGCGACAAAACUCGGUUUUUGUGGGCCCAAGCCCGAAUCAAUUUUUAAUGCCAAAACCACCACGAAAAACUCGAUCUGCCAUGGAUUUACAUUCGAUGAUUUUAGAUGAAACCGCAGAGCAAGUAUAAAAAAGAAAGUGCAAUUGCUAUUUGAUGUGAUUAUUUUGGGAAUACAUGUAUGUACAUAUGUACGUACAUACAUACAUAUGUAUAUUGUAAUAAAGGGAGCACAUUGUUGUUAAUAUUUAAGAUACCUACUCAAUAUUACAUUUGAUAACUGUAAAAGAAAGUCUUGCCAAUAAGGAACCAUUACUACAAGGAAAACAUUUUUAAGGGCUCAACUAUUUACUAUCUCUAUACUUAAAAUUUAAUUUAUAAUCUUUAAAAUUACCUCUUUUUCUACUUGCUGUCUUUAAUAAUUAUUAAAUCUUUAAAAUGAAAUUUUUAACAAUUAGUAUUUUCUCAUUAAACCUAUUUAUUAUACACAACUUUUCUUCUAUGUAUAUCACACUCUUCACUUAUCCGUACUCAAGUAUUGUACUUUACUUAAAAUUAAUUAAUUAAUUAAAAACGUUUUCGCAAUCUUAGAAAUCUGUUAAAUCUGUAGUUGUUUUUUUGUAAACUGUUGUUAUCUUUGAAAAAGAAAAAAAAAACAUUUUUAAAUUAAGAAAAAUACCUUAUACCAUACAUUGAUACAUAAAAAUACUUAAGAUAAGCUUAAAGGAAUAUGUAAAAUUAUUUAUCGAACAUUUUUUAUAUUUUUUACAUGCAUAAUUUUUC